Messenger RNA from Dioscorea cayenensis subsp. rotundata (Guinea yam), 2293 nucleotides. Its product is annotated as nucleobase-ascorbate transporter 2-like. Gene Ontology annotation, cellular component: membrane. The record is from RefSeq and is a predicted model, not a curated record. Lineage: Eukaryota; Viridiplantae; Streptophyta; Magnoliopsida; Dioscoreales; Dioscoreaceae. Gene Ontology annotation, biological process: transmembrane transport. Gene Ontology annotation, molecular function: transmembrane transporter activity.
AGAGAAAAAGAGAGAGAGAGAAAGAGAGACUCUGUGGGUGGGUGGCAAAGGGCCUUUUUCUUUUUGUCAAUCUUUGCCUUCUUUGUGUACAUCUCUUUGCAUAGAGUGACACCUCUUUGCUUCUCAUCCUCAUCCAUUCAUAGUUUCAAUCGUCUAUCUCUUCUUGUUCUUCUUCUCGCUUGCUUGCUUUUGUUGAUUGGUUUUGGUGAUCUUGUUAUCAUCUCAUUGGGAUUCUCUGUCUGGGAUUGAAGGAUUAAAGGUUUAAGCUUUCUAUCUGUGGUUUUGAUUUGGUUUGCUGUUUGUUUUGGUGUUAUUCCCAUUGGGACUGUCAAUAACUGAGGUGGAAAGAGGAUAUAAAGCUUAAAGAUUCAAGCUUUCUGAAUGGUUUUGGUUGUCGGUGGGGUUGUUUCCCUGUUUUUGAUCUUAUUCACAGCAUAAAUCCCAACUUGGUUCUUCUUAUCACAUUGAAAUUGUCAAUUAGUGAGUUUGAAAGCAGGGAAAAUAAAGUUCAAAGAUUCAGUCUUUUUCUCCAUAUCCUCUGCAUAAACCCCAACUUGUUUCUUCUUCUCUGAGUGUUCAGAGUUGGACAGAUGGCAGACAUCAAACCAGAGGAGAUCACUCAUCCACCCAUGGACCAGCUCCAGGGCUUUGAGUAUUGCAUCGACUCCAAUCCAUCUUGGGGAGAAGCCGUUGUUUUGGGAUUUCAGCAUUACAUACUUGCCUUAGGAACUGCAGUAAUGAUCCCAAGUUUUUUAGUUCCCUUAAUGGGUGGCACUGAUGGUGACAAGGUGCGAGUAGUGCAGACAUUGUUGUUUGUGGGAGGUAUAAACACUUUGCUGCAGACUCUCUUCGGCACUCGCCUUCCGACUGUGAUCGGUGGCUCCUAUGCCUUCAUAGUCCCCAUCAUCUCCAUAAUUCAGGACUCAUCCUUUAGAGAUAUACCAGAUGGCCAUGAGAGGUUCCUCCAAACCAUAAGAGCAAUUCAAGGAGCCUUGAUUGUUGCUUCUAGCAUUCAAAUCAUUCUAGGAUACAGUCAGUUAUGGGGCAUUUGCUCAAGAUUUUUCAGUCCACUUGGAAUGGUUCCGGUUGUUGCCGCAGUUGGCUUUGGCCUUUUCAAUCGAGGAUUUCCUGUGGUAGGAAAGUGUGUGGAAAUCGGAGUUCCAAUGCUUAUCCUAUUCGUUGCGUUCUCUCAGUAUCUGAAGCAUAUACAUACAAGGCGUGUGCCAUUAUUGGAGAGGUUUGCACUACUUGCAGCCACUGCAAUCAUCUGGCUCUAUGCCCACCUGCUAACUGUGGGCGGUGCAUACAAACACAGUCCUCCGCUCACUCAAUCACAUUGCCGCACGGACCGUGCCAAUCUUAUCUCCGCUGCUCCAUGGAUAAAGAUUCCGUAUCCACUGCAGUGGGGCGCGCCAACAUUUGAUGCUGGACAUUCCUUCGGAAUGAUGGCUGCCGUGCUAGUUUCUUUAAUUGAGUCGACAGGGGCCUACAAGGCUGCAGCUCGACUAGCGAGUGCUACACCACCGCCUGCUCACGUGCUCAGUCGAGGCAUCGGCUGGCAGGGGAUAGGAAUUCUACUAGAUGGACUCUUUGGCACAUGCACUGGCUCAACCGUCUCUGUAGAGAAUGUGGGGCUUCUGGGAGCAACCAGAGUCGGGAGCCGCAGAGUUGUUCAAAUAUCUGCUGGUUUUAUGAUAUUCUUCUCUAUGUUAGGAAAAUUUGGAGCUCUGUUUGCAUCAAUACCGUUCCCGAUAUUUGCUGCAGUCUAUUGUGUAUUGUUCGGUCUUGUUGCGGCCGUAGGCCUCUCGUUUUUGCAGUUCACUAACAUGAACUCAAUGCGCAACCUUUUCAUCACCGGCGUGUCCCUGUUCCUUGGUCUCUCUAUUCCCGAAUACUUCUUCAGCUACACCCAAUCUGCUCGCCAUGGACCUGCACACACAGAUGCUGGAUGGUUCAAUGACUUCAUAAACACCAUUUUCUCGUCACCGCCAACUGUUGCACUGAUCGUGGCUGUCUUCCUCGACAACACUCUUGAGUUCAAGGACACCGCAAGGGAUAGAGGAAUGCCAUGGUGGGCCAGAUUCCGAACUUUCAAAGGUGAUAGCAGGAAUGAAGAGUUCUACACUCUUCCUUUCAACCUAAACCGCUUCUUUCCUCCAUCUUGAUCGAAAAAUCAUCGACAAAGUCUUACAGCAAAGCAAAUGACGAUCGGUCGCAGAAAGUGUCGGAAUUAAUUUGUUUAUGUUUUGUAUUCCUUGGAUCGUUAUGCAAUAAAAACUUUAUUUUUAUUCUU